This is a messenger RNA of Spea bombifrons (plains spadefoot toad), 2956 nucleotides long. It is a transcript of the gene INPP5B, whose product is annotated as inositol polyphosphate-5-phosphatase B. The transcript has 24 exons. The record is from RefSeq and is a predicted model, not a curated record. Gene Ontology annotation, molecular function: inositol-1,4,5-trisphosphate 5-phosphatase activity; phosphatidylinositol-4,5-bisphosphate 5-phosphatase activity. The coding region runs from base 135 to 2864 and encodes 909 amino acids. Gene Ontology annotation, cellular component: cytosol; membrane. NCBI's taxonomy places the organism in Eukaryota, Metazoa, Chordata, Amphibia, Anura, Pelobatidae. Gene Ontology annotation, biological process: signal transduction; phosphatidylinositol dephosphorylation.
CAGAGAGUAACAGUGCAACAAAUCCACUAUUCUUUAAGAAACCUCACAGACUCCUCUGUCUGGCAAAGGAAAACAUCAUUCUCUUGCUUGCAGCUGCCUUGAAGAUCCUCCUUAAAGACGUGAUCGGCAACAUUAUGGACCAGUCUAUAGCUAUCCAGGACACAUUAUACAAGGAAGAGAACUGUGUUGCUGCGGUGCAAGGAAUUUUGGUCAUGCCUCACAGUAAUGAAAGUCGACUUGUGGGACUGGUGAAGAAUAAAGAGGCAGCAGCAUUAUUCCUGUUUAAGCACAGGAGAAUGGCUAUCUGUGCAGAUGAUGUAUCUCUUGAUGCGAUAGUUCCUCUGGUACAUGGAGUCUCUGUUGAGAAAGUGACACCAUAUGAGGGCUUCCAUGUUAUCGGUUCCGACAUCACAGUGAAAAUAAAGUCUCCAGACACUAACAUUGAGAUGCAGCUUCCGUUUGGUUCAAACACUCAUGAAUUUGUACAGAAAGUCAGCCAGUCUCUACAAGGGCUUCCAUCCUCCCAGUUUGUGUGGCUAAGAAAAUAUUGGCAGAGAAGUCUCCCCGAUCUCAACAGUCUCUCCUUGAGCAGUGUCGAGGAUCCUGACCAAAACCGCACUUUAGCAGUGGAGGGCAGUGGAGUCGAGUCAGGUCAAGGCACGGAAUGCCUCUAUCAGAAUGGACAGUGGCUGAAAAGUGGGCAGAGGCAUGAACCCUCGCGUUCUCCGCAGACCAGCAUCAGACACAAUAAAGCUAAAUCCGAUAUCACAGACAUGGUGCGCUCAGCAGACAUGAUCGCGGCGAACAAAGCGGAAAUGCUGCCCUUUCCCAAAUUCGGGCUGCGGGACAAUUUGAUUAAAUCCGAGCUCCUCAAAAAGGAACAGAGCUACACCUCAAUCCAGAACUACAGGUUUUUUGUUGGAACAUACAACGUCAACGGACAGUCUCCCAAGGAGAGUCUACAGCUGUGGCUCGGUAAAGACUCGGAGCCUCCUGAUGUGUACUGUAUUGGGUUUCAGGAGCUUGAUCUGAGCAAGGAAGCUUUCUUUUUUAACGACACCCCCAAGGAAGAGGAAUGGUUUAAAGCUGUAUCUGAUGGACUGGACCCCAGAGCUAACUAUGCAAAGAUCAAGCUGGUCAGACUAGUUGGAAUAAUGCUGCUAUUGUAUGUGAAGAAGGAGCUAGCUAUAUACGUCUCAGAAGUUGAAGCUGAAACAGUGGGCACUGGAAUAAUGGGAAGAAUGGGUAACAAAGGGGGUGUCGCAAUCCGGUUCCGAUUUCACAAUACGCACUUGUGUGUUGUCAAUGCUCAUUUGGCCGCUCAUGUAGAAGAAUAUGAAAGAAGAAACCAGGAUUUCAGAGAAAUCUGCUCACGAAUGCAUUUCUCCCAGGAGGACCCCACGCUUCCACCACUGACCAUUCACAAGCACGAUGUGGUUUUGUGGCUUGGAGACCUAAACUACAGAUUAAAAGAAGUAGACAUGGAGAAAGUAAAGAAACUGAUUGAAGACAAAGAUUAUCAAACACUCUACAAGUUUGAUCAGCUUAAGCAACAGAUUGAUGAAAGGACAGUAUUUGAAGGUUUUACAGAGGGAGAAAUAAAAUUUCAGCCCACGUACAAGUAUGAUCCUGGUUCUGAUGAGUGGGACACAAGUGAGAAGUGCCGUGCUCCAGCUUGGUGUGAUCGCGUACUGUGGAAAGGCAAAAAUGUAUCUCAGCUGGAUUACCGAAGCCACAUGAGUCUCAAAACAAGCGACCACAAACCGGUCAGCUCUGUCUUUGACAUUGGGGUGAAAGUAGUUAAUGGAAAGCUGUACAAGAAAACUUUUGAAGAAAUUGUUCGUUCGUUGGAUAAAAUGGAGAACGACAGCAUUCCUUCAGCAAGCCUGUCUCAGACAGAGUUUCACUUCAAGGAUGUUAAGUAUAUGCAACUGCAAGUCCAGACAUUCACCAUUCAUAAUGACGGGCAGGUGGCGUGUCAGUUUGAGUUCAUCACUAAGCUGGAUGAAUUGUCUUACAGCAAACAAUGGCUCAGGGCCAAUCCAAGCAAAGGAUUUCUCACACCAGGAGCCAAAGCAGAGAUAGAACUGGAAAUGUUUGUCAACAACCAGUCAGCCGCUCCACUCAACUCUGCUGAGGAGAUCCUUGAAGAUAUUCUAGUUCUCCAUUUGGAGAGAGGGAAGGAUUUUUUUCUGUCCGUGACGGGGAAUUACCUCCACAGCUGCUUUGGAUCGCCCAUCCAGAUGUUGUGCCACAUGAGAGAGCCCAUCCGAGACAUGCCCGUUGACAAGAUCAGGCAGCUGGCGCUCAUGCCACUACAAACGAAGGAAGACUUUGUUGGUGAAGAGAAGCCUCUUGAUGUCCCGAAAGAACUCUGGAUGCUGGUUGACCAUUUGUAUCGUAAUGCUUCCCAAGAGGAAGAUUUGUUCCAGCAGCCAGGGCUAAGAUCUGAAUUUGAAGCCAUCAGAGACUGUCUGGAUACAGGAUUUCCAGAAUACCUUUCUGGUAGUAACCAUUCUGUUGUUGAAGCCUUGCUGCUGUUCCUGGAGAGUCUUCCUGAACCUGUGGUCUGCUACCAGGAUUACGACAGGUGCUUGGAAUGUGUCGGAGAUUAUGCCAGCAGUAAAAAGGUGAUAGCGUCAUUGCCACUUUAUCACAAAAAUGUAUUUAAUUACCUGGUAUCCUUUCUGCAAGAACUGCUGAAUAGUUCAUCACGGAACCACUUGGAUGUCAAUAUACUGGCAAGUAUAUUUGGAAACCUGCUUCUUCGACCCCCGCCUAGUCGUACAAGUCACACCAACACAGACAAGAGGAAAUGUCAGGAAUUUAUUCAGCAGUUCCUUCUGCCCAAACAAGCGCUGUGACGUCCAACUCGCCAAUAAUCAAUCAUUCCUAAGAUCUAAGGCCAGAAGAAAUGCUACAGGCAUGCCACUUUUUGCUAUUUCACAGUGUCUUU